UCUUCAAAUUGGAUGUUUACCGUUGCUAAAGCAAUUCCGAUCCUUUAUGAAUAUAAUUUAGAAUUUUAUGUUGAAGAACUAUUUCAAAAGCCUUGUUUUGGUGCCAGUGAAGUUUACUUGGAUCAAUCUAAAAUUCGUGAUAAAGACAUGGAUAGAAGUAAUGAGAAAGAUGUUCAUGCGUUAAACGUAAAUUUGGGUCUCACUAAGAAAAGAAAAGAGCGUAAUUUCUUACAAAAAUCAAUCGUUAAAGGAAAACAAAGAAAAAAGCAUCAUAUGAGUCCAUUCUUGAGAAUGAUAAGAGAAGACAAUGCUGCACAAAUUUAUGAUAAUCCGUCAAUGGCCGCAGUAAUUGAUUUUAAAUGGAAAGCGGCAAGAAAUUAUUUCUUAAGACAUGCACUUAUAUACGUUGUAUUUGCAUUUCUUUUUGCAAUUAUAACCAAUGCAAUUAAAGGAAUAAGUGAACGAAUUAGUAGUGCUUCGUGGUUGGCACUUGUACUAUAUUUUUUAUUUUAUUGGUUUGGAUUUUAUUUAUUGAAUACUGAAAGAAUUCAAUUAAAAUAUGAGGGAUGGAGAAGAUAUUUUGGACUUUAUAAUUUUUUUGAUUUGUUUUCAGUCAUUUUACCAUUAGUGAUAGCUAGUUUAAGUUUAUACAUUGGUUUUAAAGUCGUACUCGAUUUUGAUGAAGAAUCUCAAGAGCAAAUUGAAGAAAUUAUAAGAGACGUUCGAAUAUAUACUAUUUUUAAUUCAUUUGCGAUUUUAGUAAUGUGGUUGGAACUUUUUUUGUUGUUACGAUACUUUGAAAAAUCUGGAGCUUACAUUUAUAUUAUAGUCAAUAUUUUUAAACAAAUUAUACCUUUCUUAAUUUUUAUUCUUAUGGUUGUCCUCGGAUUUGGUCAUGCUAUGUUUGUUUUACUUAAUAAUACUGAAUCCAUAGGCAUCAAACCUGAUGGUUCCUCCUUUCAGAUCACACCUACUGAUUCGAAUACAAGUGAACCAUUACCAUAUAAAGUGGAACAAGUGAUUGAUGUGAACAGUAUAUCAGAUAAUUAUUACACAAAUUUUAUUAAAUCUGUUGAAUCAGUUUUCUUUUGGACCAGUGGUCGUUGGGAUCAAUUAGAACAAUGGAAUUUUUGGCCAGUAGAUGUUUAUUCUAUUAUUGGUAGUAUCCUUCUUGUAACAAUUUUACAGAAUAUGUUGAUUGCGAUCAUGACUGGUGCAUAUGAUGAUGCUAAAGAAAUUGGUAGACAUGCUGUAUUAGAAUAUCGAGCGGAAUUGAUCGAAGAUUAUGAAACGAUCGAAAAACCUCUUGGAAGUAAAAGAGGAAAUCCUCGAUAUAUUUAUUAUAUCGGAAAAUCUGAUUAUAUUGAAGAAUGGUUAAGAAAAUCUGAGAAAGCAAGAAAAAAUCAUGAGAAUUUCUUAUCAAAAGAUGAUGACAAAAAUCCUUGGGAUGAUGAUGAUGAUAAUGACGAUGAUGAUGAUAAUGAAGGAGGAGGAUAUCAUUAUCAAGAUCUUUCAUAUUAUUAUUCAACUGAAACUGAUUCUAUUGCAUCACCAAAUAAAGAACAAGAAACUCCAUUAUCAUUAUAUUGGUUUGUUGAUGAAAAUGAUAAUAAGGAGAAAUUAUCAAAAUCAAAAUCUUCAUCUAAAUCAACUAAUAUUAUUCAAAAUAAUGAUGAUGAUGAUGAAGAAACUAGAUUAUUGAAAGAAAAAAUUAUAUCCAUGAAAAAAGAAUUUUCUGGAAAAUUAAAUUCUAUGGAAGAAACUAUCAAAAAUUUAAUCUCUACAAUACAAAAUCAAAAUAUAAUAUAA
Rhizophagus irregularis DAOM 181602=DAOM 197198 is the source of this 1809-nucleotide messenger RNA. The record is from RefSeq and is a predicted model, not a curated record. NCBI's taxonomy places the organism in Eukaryota, Fungi, Glomeromycota, Glomeromycetes, Glomerales, Glomeraceae.